AUGGAGAGAGUUCCGGGUAAAGAGUUGGAACAUACUUGGUAUACCAUGACAUUAGAAGAGAGGAAGGAUGUGGUGGAAAAGAUCGUGAAUAUUGAAAAGAUACUCUUUGCUAUCCGAUUCCCUGCUAGUGGCAGCCUAUAUUUCAAAGAGUCCUUGAGCGACAAUAUCACGACAGUAGAUAUGUCACCGGAUGUCAGUUGCGGGGAAACUGAUAAGUUUUGCAUCGGUCCUUCAACUGAACUACUCUGGUGGUAUCAAAGGCGAGAUGAAUUAACCGUCAAUCGAGGACCCUGGGAAACUUCUGAAGACCUAUUGACAGCGGUCGGUCAGAGAGAGUUGAUCUGGCUUCAAAGAUUCGGCGAGCGACGUUUUCCCCGUGAACCACUUUACAGAGAGUUCUAUGGACGUCAAAAGGUGGACCCGCAGGUACAAAUAGACAACUUGUUGGACUAUCUGAAAGCCGCUCCGCACAUCGUUCCCGAAAGAGAGGAAUUGAAUCGACCUACCAUCCGUCACCCAGAUCUCUCACCUAACAACGUCUUCAUCUCUGAAUCUGGCGACAUCACGGGUGUCAUCGACUGGCAGCACAGCACGAUUCUCCCCAUUUUCCUGCAAGCCAAGAUUCUGAAGCAUUUUCAGAACUAUGGCGACGAUGAUUCGGAGAAUUUUCGACCUCCAAAGCUUCCCGAGAAUUUCGACUCAUUGACAGAGAGUGAGAAGGAAAGGGAGGAGGAACUCUACCGCCGACGACAGCUCCACUAUUUCUAUCUGGGGUUUACCAGUCGCAACAACAAGCCUCAUUUUAACGCGAUGGGAACAUAUGACCUUUUUGUAAAGAAUCGGCUCUAUGAUACUGUUGGCAGGCCGUGGGAAGGCGAUAAUACUUCACUUAAGGCGGAACUGGUACAUACAUCGAUCUACUGGUCUGACGUUGCCACUUCGGUGAUGAAACAAGCUGGGUUCCCUGCUAAAUUCUCCGAAACAGAAGUUACAAAAUGCGUCGACAUUGAUGCGAAGCAGAAGAACGUAGAUGCACAAAUGCAGCGACUGCGCGACUUCAUUGGCGUCAACAUCGAGGGUUGGGUGCCGACUGAAUCAUAUGAAGAAGCGAGGGAGAAAGAACGAUAUAUCAAACAUCAAAUGCUGGAAGCUGCUGAAACAGAGGAUGAAAGGAGGGAGCUGGACGAAAAUUGGCCAUUCCAGGAUCACGAGGAGUUAGACUAG
Messenger RNA from Cucurbitaria berberidis CBS 394.84, 1224 nucleotides. RefSeq lists its product as uncharacterized. The record is from RefSeq and is a predicted model, not a curated record. NCBI's taxonomy places the organism in Eukaryota, Fungi, Ascomycota, Dothideomycetes, Pleosporales, Cucurbitariaceae. The transcript is spliced from 2 exons. Gene Ontology annotation, cellular component: mitochondrion. The coding region runs from base 1 to 1224 and encodes 407 amino acids.